AACACAAGUAUAAAAGGCUAAAGCCUAAAGAACAAGACGUCCAAAACAGCGAGCGUUUCGGCUGUGUUCGGGUGAGAUCGGAGGCGCAGCAUUAAUACCAGUGAUCCUGUGACGCUCCUCCACCACAUGUCAUGUAACAGCAAAGCAGCCAAGGUUACUGAGCCGGGUAUAUAAUGGAUCCACCUCUGACACUCUCCUCUCUGCUGGGCCACUUGUGACAGGAUGUAUAUUGCCGAUUUCUUCGCUGGCUCAGUUGCAGGGGCAUGCGGAGUUUCAGUGGGCUACCCUCUGGACACUGUGAAGGUCCGGCUCCAAACUCAGAAACAGUUCACCGGAGUCUAUCAGUGUGUCGUGGAGACAUUUACAAAAGAAGGGGUGCAUGGCUUCUUCAAAGGUAUGGCCUUACCCGUGAGUACAGUCAGCAUGACUUCCUCCGUGGCGUUUGGCACAUACAGGAACUGCCUGCAGAGUCUGAAGCAGAUACGGGGGGCUGACAAGGAUCCAGACACCAAACUAGAUGUCCUCCUCUCUGGACUGGCAGCUGGCAUCGCUCAGACAUCGGUGAUGUCUCCCGGCGAUACAGUGAAAGUACGUCUUCAGUGUCAGACAGAGUCCAAGCGAAGAGGCACCAACAUCAAGCUAAAGUACACCGGCCCCAUUAACUGUCUGCUGGUCAUCGUUAAAGAGGAGGGGUUCAUGGGCCUUUACAGAGGAUCUCUCCCACUGAUGCUGAGAGAUGGACCAGCAAUGUCCACGUACUUUUUGACCUAUGCAACCAUUUGUGAAUGGCUGGCAGGCAGCAGCAACAAAAAACUAGAUUGGGGUGGUGUGAUGCUGGCCGGCGGACUAGCGGGAAUGGCAGCCUGGACCAUUGGAACGCCGAUGGAUGUGAUCAAAGCGCGCAUGCAGAUAGACGGAGUGCGGGAAACCAAGCGAUAUAAGGGUUUUUUGCACUGCUUUGCUGAGACUGUGAGAGUCGAAGGGGGCAGCGUUUUCUUCAGGAGCUUAGGCAUCAGCUGGCUGCGUGCAUUCCCAGUAAACAUGGUGGUGUUUUUAACCUAUGAGGUGCUCAUUGGUUUCCUCCAAGCCGCACCCGAAAGUGUUGACUCACCACGUUUAGAACUCGAGUAGUCCGACGUCUUUACUCAUAAUGACCCAUAUUCAGUUACCAUGAAGUGAUUUUGCACAGUGUUCAUUGGAGUUGUUACAUAUAAUGUUUCCAUACUAUAAUCAGGUAAAAUAUCCUGAUAUGUGCAGAACUUUCAGCCCUAUUGUUAGCAGAUUGCAGACCACUAGGUGGCAUCCUUGACCACUUUGUUACAAUAUCAUCUCUUUCUCUGUUUACAACAAGAAAACCAAGUUUUGAUUGUUGUAAAUGAGCAGGACACCACAAAACCUCAAGUUGUUGGGGGCUACUUGAACUAUCUGACUUCUUUUCUGACCAGAUAAGGUGUGGAACCAAGACUGAACGGCACUACGCACACUAAGAAGAAUGAUACCCAUGUCAUCCAUGUUUGCAUAUCAUUACAUCUAUUGCCAGAAGCUAAAUGUUACAAUUGGACUGUCUGAAACAGUCAUAGUGAAACUGUCUACUUGUGGUUUAAAAGAAUGUUAGUUUUCAGAUGUGCAUUAAUAACAGAAGUCGUUUUAUGACAUUACUGCUUAAGAUUGCAGAAGUUGCAGCUACAAUUAUUGAAUGAAUUGCUAUGUAAUAGUACCAAAGAGCUUAUUUAUGAACUCAUUCGAUUGUACAGAAUGUUAUUUUCUCAAAGUGCAUGAUACAUACUGACUAUUGUGGGGAGUGAGUUGUUUUCAGAGGUUGGGAGAUGGAUAGGAAGCAGGUGAAUUACUGAAUGCAAUUUCUUGUCAUUUAUUUUUGAAGAUCUGAUGAAAAUGCUGAUGGUACCUUAGUAAAGGAUGAAAAUGUUGUCUUGAUCUCUUCAUGAAUGUAUCAAGUUGCAGAGACAGAAUUUAAAAGCAGGGUAAGCGAUUCUAACCCAGAACGCUUCUUAUCAUAAUCACUGAAAAUCUCCACACCAUCCGAUCGCUGCCUGUCAUGUCAGUACACUGAAGAAAAAAAAGAAGGUGCAAUAAUCGAAUCACCUCGUUUUUCCGCCUCCCGAGGGAAAACAAACUUUAGUCAACCAGAAUCGUAAGCACAGAGCCGCUCUUCGCUCAAUCACAAAUGAAACAGCAGCUAGGGAGG
Molecule: messenger RNA, 2206 nt
Organism: Cololabis saira (Pacific saury)
Lineage: Eukaryota; Metazoa; Chordata; Actinopteri; Beloniformes; Belonidae
Gene: slc25a47a
Product: solute carrier family 25 member 47a
Exons: 6
Coding region: 223-1131 (302 amino acids)
Biological process (GO): transmembrane transport
Cellular component (GO): mitochondrion
Molecular function (GO): transmembrane transporter activity
Source: RefSeq, a predicted model, not a curated record